This is a messenger RNA of Triticum turgidum subsp. durum (durum wheat), 1095 nucleotides long. Lineage: Eukaryota; Viridiplantae; Streptophyta; Magnoliopsida; Poales; Poaceae. The record is from the annotation of a GenBank genome assembly.
AUGUUUGCCCAACUGGAGGUCAGCAAGUAUUUGGUGGAGGAGCUCAAGGGAGAUGUAAAUGCUCCUGGAUAUGGAGCUGGUGCUGAAGGUAUGACUCCAUUUAUAGUGUCUGCUCGGUCUGGUGAUGUUGCUACCGUUAAGUAUUUUCUGGAUCGUGGUGGCGAUUUAAUGAAAGCAGACGACAAAGGACGCACCGUUCUUCACCAUGCUGCCGCUAAAGGACGCUGCAUGGUAACAAAGUUCCUCCUUUCAGAAGGAGUUCCGGUCGACAUAAACUAUGGCCGUGGAACAUCACUCUUUGUGGCUGCUGAAAGUGGGGAGGAUAAGACAUUGGAGAUUUUGUUGGACCAUGGCGCAGAUCCUAAUAUCAGUGUCCAUUGUUUGGGAAGUCCCUUCUUUAUGGCUCUUACUAAGCAUUCAUUCAAAUGCAUGGAGACGCUCGUAAAGGCUGGUGCCGAUGUUAAUUGGAAGACUUUUGGUCUCACUCCUUUGGGGUUUGCUACAGCGCGAGGAGGUUAUACUAACUUCAUUCAGUUCCUCUUGGAUGUUGGAGCAGAUGCUAAUAUUUCUGAUGAUUUGGGUUGGUUGCCAGUACAGCUUGCUGCGGCACGUGAUUGCAAUGAAGAGGUUGAAAUGUUGUUUCCUUUGACUUCCCCAAUUCCAAAUGUCCCAAACUGGACUAUUGAGGGUGUAAUUUCUCAUGCAAAGAUUGAAGCCAAAAAGCCAUUGGAUCAAAACGCUUGCCAAAGAAGAAAAAGUUUCUUAAAGUUAGAAGCUGAUAUAGCAUUCAAGCAGAAGGACUAUAAGCUGGCAUCAGAGUUGUAUGACAUGGCAAUAAGUCAUGGAGAAAGUGCAACACUGUACGCGAACAGGAGUCUUACUAAACUGCUAAUGGGUGAUGGUGAAGGUGCUUUGUCAGAUGCUCUCUGGUGUAGAGUGUUGCGACCUCAUUGGGCAAAAGCUUUCUAUCGUGAAGGUGCAGCUCUCAUGCUACUCGAGGAGUAUGAACAAGCCUAUGAUGCUCUGUUGGAUGCACAAAACUUGGAUCCUGAGAGUGCUGAGAUUGAACGUGAACUACGAAAGAACUACAUAUAG